Messenger RNA from Monodelphis domestica (gray short-tailed opossum), 5255 nucleotides. It is a transcript of the gene ARHGEF2, whose product is annotated as Rho/Rac guanine nucleotide exchange factor 2. Gene Ontology annotation, biological process: cell morphogenesis; regulation of Rho protein signal transduction; positive regulation of neuron differentiation. Gene Ontology annotation, cellular component: cytoskeleton; ruffle membrane. Gene Ontology annotation, molecular function: guanyl-nucleotide exchange factor activity; microtubule binding. Lineage: Eukaryota; Metazoa; Chordata; Mammalia; Didelphimorphia; Didelphidae. The record is from RefSeq and is a predicted model, not a curated record.
AAAUAGUGAGGGUAACACUGAAAGGGUACUUGAAAGUGGACCCUUUGACCACUUCUGGGCUAAGAGAAUCAUCCUGCCCUGAGGGGGAUGAAUGAAAUGACCUACUCUUCCUGAUAUUCUUCCCCACCCUACCCCCCCCAAAAGUGUUUGACAACCCAGAUCUAUUUCAGAACCUCCUAUCUAUGCUCAGAGGAAACAGCAAUGUGACAUGAUAUGAUCUCAUUCUAGGGCUAAAUAAAGCCAUUGUGUGAGAUCCAGCCCUGGCUACUACGCCCCUGUUCCAUUUCCUAAGCUCAGGGAGACCUGGGGGGGUAGAGGGGUUGUGGGAGAGCCUUUUGAAGGAGAGAAGAUCAAGGAACAGAAAAGGAAAAAACGGUUAGGAGACCAAGUUUUGGAGAAAGAAACACUGAGGAGGAAUUUUCAAGGGCUGAUAUUGUGGAGCAGGCAGCCAAACCCCAAGCACUUAAAGAGAAGAGUAAGGCACCUAUGUUGCAGCAUUGGGACAAAAGAACAGAUUUACUGGGAGUGUAAUAAAGAGGCUUGCCCAUCACAGGCCAGCCCAUCUGCCACUUCCAUGAAUGACGAAAUCCCAGAGGCCUUCCUGGCAGGAGGAGAUCCAGUGCCCCAAGGAAGAACUCGGAGAUGUCUGUCAGCUGUGGAACCUAGUGGGCAGUCUCAGGAAGAAGAGGAAGAAGAGGAGGAAGAGAAGGAGGAAAAUGACUUCCAGCCAGUACCCCUUCGAAGAUCAAAUGCCCGCCAUUCCCAAAGCUACGUUCGUGACCCUUUCAGGCGUCACAGUUGGGAACCUGGUAGUGUAUUCCAGGAUGCUGCCAAUGAUCCAGUGGGAGGGAGGAACCUGCAAAAACUGGGGUCUGGAGGCCCGAGGGAGUUUCAAAGUCGGGAGGAGCUGGAGACAAUUCUGAGGCCUCAGGAUCAGAGUGGCCAACUUGAAUACCUGGUUCAGAGAUCCCAGCAUCCAUCCGCUGGUCCCUUGAAUGGCUCUGCCUGUGGCAUCCUCUCCAAAUCUGUAUCCAUGAGUGGAAUUGAUGGCUACUUCAAUCUAGAUGCAGAGAAUUUACCCCAAUCUCCUGGCCCUGACUUCAGCAACUGUCUCUGGGGAGGCAGCUGCAGCCAGCUGGACGUAAAGCCCUCAAGAAAACAGGCAGGCCGCUCCCUUCAACGGACCCUCAGCCUCUUUUGGGGCAUGACAGGCAAGGCCAAGAACCGAGAAAAAGAGAAGAUGAAAGAAGCCAAGGAUGCCCGCUAUACCAAUGGGCACCUUUUCACGACCAUCUCUGUAUCAGGCAUGACGAUGUGCUAUGCGUGUAACAAAAGCAUCACAGCCAAGGAAGCCCUUAUCUGCCCAACUUGCAACGUGACCAUCCAUAACCGCUGUAAAGACGCUCUUGCCAACUGCACCAAGGUCAAGCAGAAGCAACAGAAGGCUGCCCUGCUCAAGAACAGCACUGCUUUGCAGUCGGUCUCCCUUCGGAGCAAGACCACCAUCCGAGAGCGCCCUAGCUCUGCUAUCUACCCCUCUGACAGCUUUCGCCAAUCCCUGCUUGGCUCUCGAAGAGGCCGAUCCUCCCUUUCCCUGUCCAAGAGCGUCUCCACUACCAACAUCGCUGGGCACUUCAAUGAUGAGUCCCCUUUGGGCCUUCGAAGGAUCCUUUCUCAGUCUACAGACUCCCUCAACAUGCGAAACAGAACACUAUCUGUGGAGUCUCUCAUAGAUGAGGGUGCAGAGGUGAUUUACAAUGAGCUCAUGAGUGACUUUGAGACAGAUGAGAAAGACUUUGCAGCGGAUUCCUGGAGUCUGGCAGUGGACAGCAACUUUCUACAGCAACACAAAAAAGAGGUGAUGAAGCGUCAAGAUGUCAUCUAUGAGCUGAUCCAGACAGAGCUGCACCAUGUGAGGACACUGAAGAUCAUGACCCGGCUAUUCCGAACGGGGCUGUUGGAGGAGCUGCAGCUGGAGCCAGCCCUAGUACAGGGCCUUUUUCCUUGUGUGGAUGAGCUCAGCGACAUCCACACCCGCUUCCUCAGCCAGCUGCUAGAGCGCCGGCGCCAGGCCCUUUGCCCAGGCAGUACCCGAAAUUUUGUCAUCCACCGGCUGGGGGACCUGCUGAUUAGCCAGUUCUCAGGCUCCAGUGCAGAACAGAUGCGUAAGGCCUAUUCUGAGUUCUGUAGCCGCCAUACCAAGGCACUCAAACUCUACAAGGAACUCUAUGCCCGAGAUAAGCGCUUUCAACAAUUCAUCAGAAAGGUGACCCGCUCCACAGUGCUUCGACGACAUGGGGUGCAGGAAUGCAUCUUGUUGGUGACGCAGCGUAUCACCAAGUACCCUGUACUCAUUGACCGGAUCCUGCUGCAUUCCCGUGGCAAUGAAGAGGAACACCGGGACCUGACAACAGCCUUGGGGCUGGUGAAGGAGCUGCUAUCAGCAGUAGACCAAGAGGUACAUGAGCUGGAGAAGGGAGCUCGCCUGCAGGAGAUCUAUGGACGCACAGAUUCUCGUGCCCAGACCCCAGUGCCCGGCAAGGGUCCUUUUAUCCGAGAAGAGCUUCUACGUCGAAAGCUGCUACAUGAUGGUUGCCUGCUCUGGAAAACAGCUACAGGACGCUUCAAAGAUGUACUGAUGCUGCUGAUGACAGAUGUGCUAGUGUUCCUUCAGGAGAAGGACCAGAAGUAUAUAUUUCCUGCCUUGGACAAGCCAGCAAUAAUCUCACUGCAGAACCUAAUUGUUCGGGACAUUGCUAACCAGGAGAAGGGGAUGUUUUUGAUUAGUGCGGCUCCCCCUGAGAUGUAUGAGGUCCACACAGCCUCCAGAGAGGACAGAAAUACAUGGAUCCGGGUCAUCCAGCAGAGUGUGCGUGUAUGCCCAUCUAGAGAGGACUUCCCUCUGAUUGAAACAGAAGACGAGGCCUACCUUCGAAGGAUCAAAAUGGAACUGCAACAAAAGGACAGGGCACUGGUGGAGCUUCUGCAGGAAAAGGUGGGACUCUUUGCUGAGAUGACCCAGUUCCAGGCAGAAGAAGAUGGAGGGGGUGGAGGGCCACUGCCUACCUUGCCUCGUGGCCUCUUCCGCUCUGAAUCCCUGGAAUCCCCUCGUGGGGAGAGAUUGUUGCAGGAUGCUAUCCGUGAAGUGGAGGGUCUAAAGGACCUGCUAGUUGGGCCUGGGCUAGAUCUGCCCCUACUCCCGAGGGAAUCAGGCCUGUCACUAGAGCCUGACAGCAGUGGCAACACCAGUCCUGGGGUCACUACCAAUGGUGAAACAAGGACCUUUAAUGGUUCCAUUGAGCUCUGCAGAGCUGACUCAGACUCAAGUCAGAGGGAUCGAAAUGGGAACCAGUUGAGAUCCCCUCAGGAGGAGGCCCUACAGCGACUAGUCAACCUUUAUGGGCUUCUCCAUGGACUUCAGGCAGCUGUGGCUCAGCAAGACACCUUGAUGGAGGCAAGGCUCUCUGAGGGCCCGGAGCGACGGGAGAAGCUAGUGUUGUCCCGGGCCAAUUCUCGAGAUGGGGAUGUAGGCAGGGCCGGAGGUGCCCCUGUGGCUCCAGAGAAGCAGACCACAGAGCUGGCCCUGCUGCAGCGACAACACGCCCUGCUCCAAGAGGAGCUCCGUCGAUGCCGGCGGCAAGGGGAAGAGCGGGCAGCUGAAGCAGGCGGGUUAGAGGCUCGGCUUCGGGAAAGCGAACAGGCCCGAGCCCGGCUGGAGCGGGAGACCGAAGAAGUGAAAAAGCGACUGGCUGCCCUGGGUCAGGCUGAGCCACUCUCAGCUGAGGCGCCCUGGGCCCGCCGACCGCUGGACCCUCGGCGUCGGAGCCUCCCUGCUGGGGAUGCCCUCUACUUGAGCUUCACCCCGCCUUCCCAGGUUGUCCCCCAGGUAUGCCGAGGCCAUGACCGCCUAGAUCUUCCCUUGUCUACUCGCUCUAUUCAUCGAACCUUUGAGGACAGAGAUGGGCCUGAGCUAGGCAGUCCAGAGGAGCGACUUCAAGAUAGUAGUGAUCCUGAUACUGGCAGUGAAGAGGAGAGCUGUAGUCGUUUGACCCCACCACAUAGCCCUCGAGAUUUCCCCCGAAUGCAGGACAUCCCAGAGGAGACUGAGAGUCGAGAUGGAGAACCUAUUGCUUCAGAGAGUUAAAGGGGCCCUUCCCCCAUUUCCUGUCUCCUCCAUGACUAUUUCUGGAGGAUGGAGAGUGGGGGGAGUAGCCUUUGGAUAUCCAAGUUAUAUAGGUGAGGGGGAGACUUAAUAGAACUGCUGGCUUUUGUGUUUCUCCUGCCCCCACCCCCAGACCUCCCAACUCAGGGAGAGUGGGCUUGCUUGAGGGGGUCAGAAAGCUGUGGAAGAUGCCUUCUGGUGACAUCCAUAAGCAGCACCACAGAUGCCAAUUUUUCAGACCCUUCCAUCCCCCCAUCUGGAAAGAUUUAUUUAUUUAUUGUUUAUUAGCUGGGUGGGAGGGGAGGGAAUUAAAGGACCAGGGACAAGGGAACCAAGCCAUAAGGAGCCAGAAAAUCUGGCCCUUUAACACUACUGGGGGAGGGGGAGGGAGGGAAGACCAACCAGGGAUUAACCCUUCAGUUACUAGACUCUUAUCUACCCAGCAACCCUCAUCUUGAGUGGGGGGCCAAAAUUACCAGAGCCAACCUGCCCUUUAAAAAGGGAUAUGGAGAGGGCAAGUAUCCUUCUCACUCCAAACUCCCUAAUGCUGCUCAUUCCAACCUCCAUUGUAGCUCCAGGGGGGCAGAGGGGCCACAGUUUCUAGGAACCCAGAAUGGUCUAGAGUGGAGAUUGGGGUGGGACCAGUGGUAAUGGUGGGAGAUCCUUUGGGAACACAAUGUUUUGGGGUUUUGUUUGUUUUGUUUUCUUUUUUGUACCAAAGCCGACUGCACGUGUUUUAUAUUUUUAAGAGAAGAUCAUAGGCAAUUAGAGAUGCUAAUUCCAACUACCCCAUGUCUUAAGAAACUUGGGGGUUAAGGUUGGGCAACAGUACUUGUUCAUCAUAAUCUACCCUGGUGAGGGGAUCUCUCCUACCUCCUCUUACUAGCCCAUCUCCAUUCUACUAGUUGGGAAUGCAUCACAGAGGUGUACGAUGUAUCUGAGGGCCCUGUGGUUUGGUUGGAAAACCAAUCUUGAAUUUUCUCUUGGGGUAUUUUGGCAAAUGCCACAUACCCCUCCUCAGAGGCCCCAGCACUUUUCUGAUGAUUUGAUUGUAAAAAGACCAAGCACACAGAAUUAAAGACCUGGAACCCCU